AAUUUAGAUAUUAGAAUGAAGGAGCCCUCAAAUGGUCAAAACACUCAAACCCUAAACAGUCACUCACAAAUUCACAAUCUCACACAGGUAGUCGCUCGCUUGCUAUCUGGAGUCGCUGCCUCUCUCGCUUAAUCUCUCUUACGUCCUCAACCUCACCAUUGUCGGUCGCCCAAUCACCCUCCGGCUUCAGGGUCUACUUAUCUCUGCCUCGCCGGAGUCGUCGCUCAUCCUAACCUUGUUGGUUCAUCGUUCUCCCUCCCGUUUCCGGCUACUCUCCGUUUUCUCCUCGGAAAUAUAUCAAUUGGGCCUGGAAUAUAAUCCUGAAUGGGUAGCAAAAGUAAACCACCGCCUCCAUUCCUAAGACACCCUCCUCUAGGGCCAAGCACAGUGCAUCCUGAUCCUUAUGGUCCUUCGAUUCGGCCCCCACCUGGUGGUUUCCCUCCAUUUGAGAUGCUUCCUCAUCCUGAGAUUAUGGAGCAGAAGCUUGCCACACAACAUGCAGAGAUGCAAAAACUUGCAAAAGAAAACCAUAGGCUUGCCGCCACCCAUGGAACUUUGAGGCAAGAGCUUGCUGCUGCGAAACAUGAGCUGCAACUAUUGCACACUCACAUAGGGGCUAUGAAAUCUGAGAAGGAACAACAGACAACGGUCCUCAAGGAUAAAAUUGCUAGGAUGGAGGCUGAAUUAAAAGCUGCAGAUCCUCUUAAAGCAGAAUUGCAGAAGGCACGAGGCGAAGCUCAGAGUCUGAUUGCUGAAAGGCAGGAACUUAUUUUGAAAGUGCAGCAGCUGGGUCAGGAUCUUCAGAGGACUCACUCUAACACACAACAGAUUCCUCUUCUGUUAUCUGAGCUUGAAGCCUUGAGACAGGAGUACAGCCAUUGCAGGGCAACCUAUGAGUAUGAUAGGAAAUUUUACCAUGAUCACAUUGAAUCUCUUAAGGUGAUGGAAAAGAAUUACAUGACCAUGGCGAGUGAAGUGGAAAAGCUUCGGGCAGAAUUAAAUAAUACGGCUAAUUUAGACAGAACUGGUACAACGUAUGGUAAUUCUAUGGGACAUAAUGAGAGUGAUACUGCUACUCAUUAUCCUGUUGCACAAAAUAUUUAUGGAGAUGGCUAUGGUGUUGCUCAGCAGGGACGUGGCCCUCUUCCACCUAUGGGAAAUGUUAGUGGAGUUGCUGCUCCUACCGGUAAUUCUCCAAAUUUUGGCGCUCACCCUGGGCCUACUUCUGCAAAACCCACUCAUGAUGCUUCAAAAAUGCCCAAUUACGAUGCACAAAUUGGAAGGGCAGGACCUGGCUAUGAUGCACAAAGGGUGGCAAAUGCACCUGGUUAUGAUGCACAAAGGGGCGCAAGUGGACAUGGUUACACUCCACAGAGUGGACCAACUGGAGCCAGUUAUGAUGCACAGAGGGGGCCUGGGUAUGAUCAUCAGAGGAUUCCUGGUUACGAUACUCAUACAGGCCCUGGAUAUGAUGGAUACAGGUCACUUGGUUAUGAUGCAAACCGAGGUUCUGGGUAUGAUUUAGCGAGUGGAGCCAAUUAUGAUGCAACAAUGGUCUCUGGCCAUGACACAACUGGGAAAGGAGGUGUUGGGGCUCAAGGUCAACUUGGACUUUCAAGAAAUCCAGCUUAUGGGUCUGCAACACCAUCUGGUCAUACUGGAACGGGGUAUGAUGGAGCAGCACGUGGGGGGAACCCUGGUCGUAGAUAAGGUUCAAGUUGAUUUUCAUCUCCAUUGCAUUUGAUACUUCUUGGAGAAUCAGCACCUCCCUCUGUCAUCUAUUCUCUUUAUUCUUCACCAUCAAAAUGGUGAUCACAUCUCCAUUGCAUUUGACACUUCUUGGAGAAUCAGCACCUCCCUCUGACAUCUAUUCUCUUUAUUCUUCACCAUCAAAAUGGUGAUCACAUGAUAUAUGAAAGUUCAUCAUCAAGUGAGCCCCAUCUUUCAAUGCACAGCGGCUGGGGCUGAAGAUUUUGGGAGUAAAACCGAAGCUUUCACAAGCCACUGAUUUUUGUUCUCUUUGUAAGUGAGAUAAAAGGCCUAUUGUGGGGGCUCUUUAGAUUGAACUGCUAUCUAAAGCCAGGUGUAUUCCCCCAUAUUUUCUACUAAACAAAUGCCGAGUAGAAUCAUAGGAUGGAUAUAUCUCUCUGUUGAUAGAACUGUGUAGAAAAUAUUGUCAAGCUAGCACAUGAUAUUCAUUGCCUAUGGUUGAACAUUUUUCUUGUGGUGUAUAUUGUGCCUAUGGUUGAACAUUUUCUUGUGGUGUAUAUUGUGCUUAGCUUUCUCACAGGUGAAGUGAAAAUGGCCUUCAACUUUGAUCAAAUUUAGGAGGUCAUCCCAGUCAUAAACCUA
Messenger RNA from Ipomoea triloba (trilobed morning glory), 2352 nucleotides. RefSeq names its product protein FLX-like 2. Bases 325 to 1710 code for a protein of 461 amino acids. The record is from RefSeq and is a predicted model, not a curated record. The transcript has 5 exons. Lineage: Eukaryota; Viridiplantae; Streptophyta; Magnoliopsida; Solanales; Convolvulaceae.